ACAACCAAAAGUGAAAUGUCCACCACAUUUACGAUCAAUGGAGAACCCUAUACGGUGAAUCUCAGCAAUCUCCCACCGGACAUCACUCUGAACACCUUCAUACGGGAGCAUGCCCAGCUGACGGCCACGAAGUUCAUGUGCCUGGAGGGCGGCUGUGGAGCCUGUGUGUGCGUUGUGCGCGAUGCCAACGGACCCAGAGCCAUCAAUUCGUGCCUCAAACUACUGAAUACCUGCGCCCAGCUGGAGAUCGUUACAUGCGAGGGUUUGGGGAGUCUGCGCAGCGGCUACCAUCCGAUACAGAAGCGUCUGGCCAAGAUGAAUGGAACCCAGUGCGGCUACUGCUCCCCGGGAUUCGUGAUGAACAUGUACGGGCUGCUGGAGCAGCACCAGGGCCAGGUGAGCAUGGCCCAAGUGGAGAACUCCUUCGGAGGCAACAUCUGCCGCUGCACCGGCUACCGCCCCAUUCUGGAUGCCAUGAAGUCCUUUGCGGUGGACAGCGACAUCGCGGUGCCCGCGGAGUGUGCGGACAUCGAGGAUCUGAACCUGGAGGCGCGCAACUGUCCCAGGACGGGGGAGCCCUGCAGCGGCAGCUGCCACCGUUCCACUUUGCUCUACGAGGACGGCAGCCAGUGGCACUGGCCCAAGACCCUGACGGAGCUGUUCGAGGCGCUGGACAAGAUCGGAGAGGCAGACCAAUUCAUGCUGGUGGCUGGCAACACGGCGCACGGUGUCUACAGGCGAUCGACGGACAUAAAGCACUUCGUUGAUGUGGCUGGGGUGGAGGAGCUGCAUGGGCACAGCACUGAGGGGCAGCAGCUGAAGCUGGGAGCGAACCUCAGUCUGACCCAGACCAUGGACAUCCUUCGCACGACGUCCAAGCAGCCGGGCUUCGAGUAUCUGGAGGUGCUGUGGAACCACUUGGACCUCAUUGCGAAUGUCCCCGUGCGGAAUUCGGGAACUUUGGCUGGAAACAUUUCGAUCAAGAAACAACAUCCCGAGUUCCCCUCGGAUGUCUUUCUCUCCCUUGAGGCUUUGGAUGCCAAGGUUCUGGCCAUGAAGAGCGCCACCGAAGAGCAGACCCUCUCCCUGGGGGAUUACUUGAGUGAUUCGAACAGGAAACUGGUCAUCAAGGCGUUCCUCCUGCCCGCCUAUCCCAAGGAUAAGUUUAUAUACGACUCCUACAAGAUCAUGCCCCGUGCCCAGAAUGCCCACGCCUAUGUCAAUGCUGCUUUUCUGCUCGAGUUGGACAGCGGUGCGAAGGUGAAGAGUGCCAGGAUUUGCUUUGGCGGCAUUCGACCCGACUUCGUGCACGCCACUGCCAUCGAGCAGCUGAUGGUGGGCCACAGUCCCUACGAGAGUGGACUCAUAGAGCAGACCUUCGACACGCUUCCCAGCCAGUUCAAUCCGGACGAGGUGCUGCCCGACGCCAGUCCCGCCUACCGCUCCAAAUUGGCUUGCGGAUUGCUCUACAAGUUUCUGCUGAAGCAUGCCCCGAACGCGGAGGUCGCGGAUAGCUUCAAGAGCGGCGGUCAGAUCCUUGAGCGUCCAUUAUCGUCGGGUGUGCAGGUGUACGAGACCCAGAAGCAGAACUAUCCCGUAACACAGGCCGUGCAGAAGGUGGAGGGCAUGAUCCAGUGCUCGGGGGAAGCGACCUACAUGAACGAUGUGCUGACCGCGUCCAACACCGUGUACUGCGCCUUCGUGGGCGCGACCAAGGUGGGAGCCACCAUCGAUGCCAUUGAUGCCAAAGAGGCGCUGCAGCAGCCUGGGGUGAUUGCCUUCUACAGUGCCAAGGAUAUACCGGGAACAAACACCUUCUGCGAGCCCAGCUUUGGCUACCAGGCGGAGGAGAUCUUCUGCUCCGGCGUGGUGCGGCACUCGGAACAACCUGCGGGAGUGGUCGUGGCCCUCACUGCCGAUCAGGCACAGCGGGCAGCAAAGCUGGUGAAGAUCAGCUACAGUCAUGCCAGCUGCGACUUCAAAUUGCUGGCUACUCUGAAGGAUGUCUUGGCCUCUGCCACUCCGGAUCCUUCGCGCAUCAUUGCAGUGGCCAAAUCGAAGCUGAAAGACGUCACAUUCUCCGAUAAGCCUGAUAUGGAGGUAAGGGGCAUCUUCGACAUGGGCCUGCAGUAUCACUUCACCAUGGAGCCACAAACGACGGUGGUCAUUCCCUUUGAGGACGGCCUGAAGGUCUUCUCGGCUACGCAGUGGAUGGACCACACGCAGGCUGUCAUCGCACACAUGCUGCAGCUGAAGGCCAAGGAUGUGCAGCUACAGGUGCGUCGUUUGGGCGGUGGCUAUGGCUCGAAAAUCUCCCGCGGCAACCAGGUGGCCUGCGCCGCCUCUCUGGCUGCCCAUAAGCUGAAUCGUCCUGUGCGCUUUGUGCAGUCUCUGGAGUCGAUGAUGGACUGCAAUGGCAAGCGCUGGGCCUGUCGCUCUGAAUAUGAGUGCCACGUGAAGGCCAGUGGCAAAAUCGUGGGCCUAUCGAAUGACUUCUACGAGGAUGCUGGCUGGAAUACCAACGAGAGUCCCGUGGAGGGGCACUCCACCUAUACGGCGGGCAAUUGCUACGAGUUCACGGACAAAAACUUUAAGCUCAGUGGCCAUGAGGUGCUCACAGAUGCCCCCAGCUCCACUUGGUGUCGUGCCCCAGGCUCCGUUGAGGGCCUGGCCAUGAUGGAGAACAUCAUUGAGCAUGUGGCCUUUGAGCUGCAGCGCGAUCCGGCAGACGUGCGCCUGGCCAACAUCAGUGGCAAGACGAAGAUGGCUGCCCUGCUGCCAGAGUUCCUCAAGUCGCGGGAGUACUUUGCCAGGAGAAAGGAGAUCGAUAUGCACAAUGCCAAUAAUCGCUGGACCAAACGAGGUCUCGGCCUUGCCGUAAUGAACUUUCCCGUCAUCUACAUUGGACAGUUCCCGGCCACGGUGGCCAUCUACCAUGUGGAUGGAACUGUUGUGGUCACCCACGGCGGCAUUGAAAUGGGCCAAGGCAUGAACACAAAGAUCGCCCAAGUGGCUGCCUAUACCUUGGGCAUAGAUUUGAGCUACAUCAAAGUGGAGUCCUCUGACACCAUCAAUGGAGCCAACUCCAUGGUGACGGGCUAUGCUAUUGGCAGUGAGAGUGUCUGCUAUGCCGUGCGCAAGAUCUGCGAGACCCUCAACGGCCGGCUGAAGCCCGUGCGGAAGAGCAAGGCCAGCUGGGUGGAGACCGUUGAGGCCGCCAAUGCCGCUCUCAUCAAUCUGAUUGCCUCCGAUCACUACAAGACGGGCGAUAUGCAGAACUAUCAUGUGCUGGGACUGGCCCUAACCGAAGUGGAGAUGGAUGUGCUUACUGGCAACAUUGUGAUACGCCGCGUCGAUAUUCUCGAGGAUGCUGGCGAGAGUCUCAGCCCCAAUAUCGAUGUCGGGCAGGUGGAGGGCGCCUUUGUCAUGGGCCUGGGCUACUGGCUCAGCGAACUGCUCAUCUACGAGGGCGACAAUGGCCGGCUGCUGACCAAUCGCACCUGGAACUACCACCCACUGGGGGCCAAGGAUAUUCCCAUUGAUUUCCGCGUUGAGCUGGUGCACAAUCCCAAACCAAAUGGGGCUGGUUUUAUGGGUUCCAAGGCCACUGGAGAGCCGCCCUGUUGCCUGGCUGUGAGUGUGAUAUUUGCCCUGCAGCAGGCGAUGCAGUCCGCUCGACAGGAUGCGGGCCUGCCACGGGAGUGGCUGCGACUAGGAGCGCCGACAACUCCCGAGACUCUGCUGCUCAAUGCGGGGCACCAAGCUACGGAUUUUAAGCUCAAAUAGGUACUGUAUGGAUUU
Molecule: messenger RNA, 3801 nt
Organism: Drosophila obscura
Lineage: Eukaryota; Metazoa; Arthropoda; Insecta; Diptera; Drosophilidae
Product: xanthine dehydrogenase-like
Exons: 7
Coding region: 16-3786 (1256 amino acids)
Molecular function (GO): iron ion binding; FAD binding; 2 iron, 2 sulfur cluster binding
Source: RefSeq, a predicted model, not a curated record